UUUUAUUUAAAUUAGUGAUUUAUUAUGAAUUAUGAUCAGCUCCAUUAAUGUCGGUUCCACCUCCAUUACCAUUUCCACUGAGCUCUGACAAUGGCGGAUACCCACCAUCACUACCACCCUUACCCUUAACAACAACAACAACAACACACUUUACUUCUUCUUCUUGUUCGAUUCCGAUUCCGAUUCUAACCUACCCAAGUACCAAAUCCAUCCCUAUAUGCGUUCAUUCCACCUGCCCUCAUUACAGCGGAGGCGAUAUCUUCCCAUGUCUCUUCCAACCAACAAUGCCGUCAAAUUCUCCUCCGCCAAGCUUCUCCGGUUCGAAUCCCCGGCUUUACUCCUCCGCCACGUCAUCCUCUUUGCCACUCUUUUGCUCGGUUGCUUCUUCCUCUUCAGAAGUUUCGACGCUCUCCGCUUCCUACCAGAGUUCUCCUCCUCAUCUUCUUCUUCAUCUGCUUUUCCAUUCGCCGUAUCCGAUAACUCUCCUGUUGUUGAAGAAUAUACACUUGAGAAGGUUUUGAAGGAUGCUUCUAUGGAUGAUAAUACUGUAAUUUUAACAACAUUAAAUGAAGCUUGGGCUGCCCCAAAUUCGACUAUCGAUCUAUUUCUUGAGAGUUUCAGGAUUGGAAAUGGUACCCUUAAGCUGUUGAACCAUUUGGUGAUUAUAGCUAUGGAUCGAACAGCAUUCGCACGAUGUUUGGAACUCCAUAGAUAUUGUUUUUCUCUUGUUAGUGAAGGAUUUGAUUUUCAUCAGGAGGCAUAUUUUAUGACUCAAGAUUACUUGAACAUGAUGUGGAGAAGGAUUGAUUUCCUCCGCUCGGUUUUGGAGUUGGGAUACAACUUUGUUUUCACGGAUGCAGAUAUCAUGUGGUUCAGGGAUCCAUUUCCUUAUUUUUAUUCGCGCGCAGAUUUUCAGAUUGCAUGUGACCAUUUCUUUGGAAGCUCUUCAAAUCUUCACAACAGGCCCAAUGGAGGGUUUACAUAUGUAAAGGCCAAUAAUAGGACUAAAGAAUUCUACAAAUUUUGGUACUCUUCGCGGGAAACUUAUCCGGGAUACCAUGAUCAAGAUGUCUUCAACAUAAUAAAGUUUGAUCCUUUCGUCUUUAAUCUUGGACUGAAGAUGAGAUUUUUGGAUACGGCUAACUUUGGCGGGCUUUGUGAACCCAGCAAAGAUUUGAAUCAAGUUUGUACAAUGCAUGCAAAUUGUUGUUUGGGUUUGGAGAACAAGCUUCAUGACCUGAGAAUUAUGCUUGAAGAUUGGAAAGUAUUUGUUACUUUACCGCCGAGUUGGAAGAAGUCUCCAUUCGUAACCUGGAGGGUUCCCGAAAAAUGCAGCAUUGAGGCUCUUCGUCAUUCCGGUGCUCCAAUGAGCGAUUGACAUGGAGACUAAUCUAUAUGGUCUGAAGAUUUAUUUUCCAAACAGCUAUGGGGAGCAUGCCAGUAUUAAAUCCUCCCAAAUGGUUGAGAUUUUUCGUUGCCAAGAUCCCCUUUCUGGAAAAAAAUAAAGGAUGGGUGAUUUUGGAAGAAAAACACUGAAGAUUCCUUGGUGACCUUUGUUAAGGCUCAAAUGGGCUUUGGUCAAUUCAAUUAAUCAAGUUGAAUUUUCUAUACAGAAAUCUUUGGUAGGAAAUUGUUUGAUGUCCCACUUUUGUAAAGUCCUCCUCCAUUGCUCCAGAAAGUAGCAUUUAGUACUUAGCAACAUUGUGGAAAGACAUUAUUAGCUAUGUGAAAAGUAAUUAAAUUUCUAUAUUCACUUGAA
Cannabis sativa is the source of this 1759-nucleotide messenger RNA. RefSeq lists its product as uncharacterized. The transcript has 4 exons. The record is from RefSeq and is a predicted model, not a curated record. NCBI's taxonomy places the organism in Eukaryota, Viridiplantae, Streptophyta, Magnoliopsida, Rosales, Cannabaceae. Bases 218 to 1378 code for a protein of 386 amino acids.